Molecule: messenger RNA, 1478 nt
Organism: Cucumis melo (muskmelon)
Lineage: Eukaryota; Viridiplantae; Streptophyta; Magnoliopsida; Cucurbitales; Cucurbitaceae
Product: 2-methoxy-6-polyprenyl-1,4-benzoquinol methylase, mitochondrial
Exons: 9
Coding region: 201-1070 (289 amino acids)
Biological process (GO): ubiquinone biosynthetic process
Cellular component (GO): mitochondrion
Molecular function (GO): methyltransferase activity
Source: RefSeq, a predicted model, not a curated record
AUAAAAAAUGAAUUAAACAAAAAGUUCCUGAACAGUCCGUUGGGAAAAACACCUCACACUGAUUCCAUUUCAAGCUCCUCUCCUUCUUCCUUUUCCCACUCUCUCCAGUUUCCAUUGAUCCUCCCCUCUGUAAUUUAUGUUUUUGCCCUAAUUGUACACAACACAUUUCCAUCCUUCCUCUUGAUUUUCAGUUUCAAGUCAUGGCUUUGCGUUCAGUGACUAGAAGGAUUGGAAGUAAAUUUUUUCCAAUGUUUUCUUCAGCCAAUCAAUUACAUUCACAUGCUACUAGUUUUGGAUUCAAAGAAGUGCCUGAAGAGGAAAAAAGCAGACUUGUUGGUAAUGUCUUCAGCAAUGUUGCUUCAAAUUAUGAUCUGAUGAACGACUUGAUGAGUGGUGGACUGCAUAGAUUGUGGAAAGACAGACUUGUUUCCGAGCUAAAUCCUUUUCCUGGAAUGAAGCAUCUUGAUGUGGCUGGUGGUACAGGUGAUGUUGCUUUCAGGAUUCUAGACCGUAUUAAUGAUGUGAAACGUAGAGCAAUGCAGGAUGUUCGAGAAGAUGAUUUGCAGGAUCAAACUCAAGUAUAUGUUUGUGACAUCAACCCACGUAUGUUAAGCGUUGGAAAAAAGAGAGCCAUUGAGAGGGGUCUGGGAGAAGAAGGAUCUCUUAUAUGGGUGGAAGGAGAUGCAGAAGCUUUAAGUUUUCCAGAUAAUUCAAUGGAUGGUUACACAAUUGCAUUUGGAAUUAGAAAUGUUACUCACAUUGAAAAGGUUCUAGAUGAAGCUUACAGGGUUCUAAGACGAGGAGGAAGAUUUCUUUGCCUUGAGCUAAGCCAUGUUGAAGCUCCUCUAUUUAAGGAAUUAUACGACUAUUAUUCGUUUUCUAUCAUUCCAGCUGUUGGAGAGCUAGUUGUUGGUGACCGGGAAUCUUAUCAAUACUUAGUCGAAAGCAUCCGUAAAUUUCCCUCACAGGAGAAAUUUGCUUCCAUGAUUGUCGACGCAGGCUUCCAGAAGGUCGAGUAUGAAAAUCUUGUCGGAGGAGUGGUUGCUAUACAUUCAGGCUUGAAACUUUAGAGAACCCAGCUACCUUUUGCAUCCCACUUAUAAUUAACUUAAUAUCCAACAGGUUGCUUCACUUAUAACUUCGUCCAAUAAAAUGUCUAAUAGAUCUUUCACCUUAGCAAUGUAAGGCAAUGGCUCCUUCACUAAAAUAUAUAUAGUUGAACUGAUGCCAUUCUUUUUCCCCAAGUUCGAUUAAGAUUUAUUUAUUUAUUUAUUUUAGCUACUAUUAUGGUCGAGACGAGGGAUCAGACCUUUGAUCUUCAGAAAGAGAGUAUAUGUUAAUUACUGUUGAAGGAAGCUUACUUUUAGUUACUGUUUUGUAACUGUAUUUAGAAUAGCACAAAAGAAAAACAUGAUUAUUAAGAACUUAUUAUAAUUUAUAUGUUGGUGGAGUGAGUUAUUUAACUUUUGAGGCUCCAA